AUGGAUGGUGAGCUCAGUUUGUUAGACAACUGGUUUUCUGUUAGCAGAUUAAUUAGGCUAUCUUGCAUUGAAAGAUUCAUUGAUGUAUAUAAAUUGAUUCUGUCAGGGAGUGAGGGAAUAAAAAAACAGAGGGAGACAAUCCAAUCGUCCCCUGGCCCACCGUUUCCCAAAACCCAUCCCAAGCCUCAAUCCCCCCCUGCCCCUUACCCCAAUGGUUCUCUUUCCAGCUAA
Sphenostylis stenocarpa is the source of this 231-nucleotide messenger RNA. The record is from the annotation of a GenBank genome assembly. NCBI's taxonomy places the organism in Eukaryota, Viridiplantae, Streptophyta, Magnoliopsida, Fabales, Fabaceae.